Molecule: messenger RNA, 1010 nt
Organism: Sitodiplosis mosellana (orange wheat blossom midge)
Lineage: Eukaryota; Metazoa; Arthropoda; Insecta; Diptera; Cecidomyiidae
Product: RNA transcription, translation and transport factor protein
Exons: 3
Coding region: 126-878 (250 amino acids)
Biological process (GO): tRNA splicing, via endonucleolytic cleavage and ligation
Cellular component (GO): tRNA-splicing ligase complex
Molecular function (GO): RNA binding
Source: RefSeq, a predicted model, not a curated record
GCAGCUUGCGACAACAACAUUUUUAAGCUCAUUGCGGCUUUUCAACCAAACACACACACAAAAUUGCUUGAUGAUUUUUUUUUCUGUUUGAAAUUGGAAAGGGAAUUGUAAAACUCAUUGGAAAAAUGUUUAGAAAUAAGUUGAUUGCAUUGGAGCAUCCAUUCGCUGAAACAGCUGACAGUUCAUUUAAAAACGAUCAGGAUUUCGCAAGUACAGUGUUGUGGUUGGAAGAUCAAAAGAUUCGUCAUUAUCGGAUUGAGGAUCGAGACGCGUUGCGCAACAUCGACAAUUAUCCCGAAUGGAAUAAGGCAUUUGAGAAGUAUAAAAAUGACAUUGGUGUGCCAACGUUUGAGACCCGUAUCGAAGAUUUGGAUUGGAUUUUAAGCUAUGCCGUUCGUUUGGAGUACAUGGAUCGAGCGGAUGAUUUCAAAGAUAUUACCGGUGCUCUUGUGACAGAGGCCAAAAAACCAGCCGAUCCAAUGGCCGUUUCGAAAAAUCCCUUCGACUCAAUGGACAUGAACUGUGAAGACUUUGAGCAAGGCGUUCGCCGAUUAGGACGAAUGCUUAACAUUGCACAUCAUCCAGAUCAUCUGAAGGUUUUAGAAGCCGCAUCCCGCAUAAUCGAACGAAAACUUGGCAAAUCCGCCGAACAAAAUACAGGCGACAGCGAUAAAAAGACUGUUGCUUAUUCACUAAAAGACUCCGGUAAAUUCAUCUACAACGAUACCGAUUUAGAUGAAGCCGCCAAAAUAUUACGCUUGCUGCAGGUGCACAGCACGCGAAACCUGCAAACUACCAUCAAUGAAACCAUCGUCAAUGUACAAGAUCUAACAGCAAAUCCAAAAACGGACACUAAACUAGGAAAAGUGGGAUUCUAAAAGAAAAAAAAACGACAAAUUUCGAUUUUCGCUUAAUUUGAUCACAUUUAAUUGUCAUAUUGCUUCUUCUUUUCUUUCUAUUUUUUAUUUACAUUAAAAUUGAGUUUUUUUUUCUUCUCUCUUGGAAAUUUA